AGCUCAGUUUCCUUGAGACUUACGCUGUCUGAAAGGAAGAAGGUUGAAAUAAGGAUUGUGAAUUAGGAAGAAUGGCCAACGCUGGCUUAUAGAAAGCUAUUCUCAGGGACAAAAGUCACAAUGGAGAAUUCUUUACUGGUACCUACAAAAGAUCAAGAUGAACCUAAAAUCUCUCCCUGGACAACACAGACUGGGAAAAAUUUACAGAAUAAAAUUCAGUUUAGGACUAUUGCCCCCAAAAUUACACCCAAAGUCCUAACAUCCCCACUGCUGCCCUAUCAGUCACCAUCACUCUCUGAUCAAGUUCAUCCCACAUCCUCAAAUUCUAGACCUCUGCUAAUGCCACCACAAAACUAUGCCCUGAUGCAAGUUGCCGGUCAGGAGGGAACCUUUUCUCUUGUUGCUUUGCCCCAUGUUACCCCAGCAGUGGCGAGCCAACCCAUCCAGAAGCCUAAAAUGUCAUUGCCCAAAAACCUUAAAUUACCUAUUCCUCGGUACCAACCUAUAAGAAAUAAGAAGGUACCAGAAGUGGAAACUGUUCCAAACUCUUCUGUGAGUGUAAUUAGGAAGGUUCCAGGCAAUAUACAAACAUGUGCUCAGCCUUUACCUUCAAUAGCCAACCAUUCUGAACUUCAUACUAACAUUGAUUCUUCUGAGCAUGUGAUAUUAAUAGAUCAGGUACCAGCCGAAAUCACAGUGACUGCUUUGCUUGAUGAAAGCGGCUGUGUAGAAUCUGGACCUCCACUGAUAAAUAAACCUGAGGCAGGUGACACUGUUAUUAUUCCAAAACCAUGGGUACCAGAGGAAACUUCAGCUGAGCCGGGUAAUUCAGUGAAAGCCAAUGUAGACACAAAGACAGUAGCCAGAAAGUCCUCUUCCAUUGGUGGUGAGAAAAUCAAGGAGAGAGUAGCUGAUUCUGCAAAAGCCAUUACUGUGCUGUCCCCGGCGAUUUUUGGCAAUGCAGUUCAGCUGAUUCCUACAGCACCUAAAGGUAAACUUCCCAUCUUACCUUACUCAAGAAUGAAGACAGCAAUGUUUUGUAAAGCUAAGUCAAAUGCCAGCAUUGUAGGGCCUGCUUCUCCUUGGCACAGGUCUGACUGUGACAAAGUUGCCUCAUUUGCCAAAACCUUCAGUGUGUCCACCAAAACAUCUGAUAAGCUCUUUGCUGUUUCACUUACACAAGUGUCCAAGCCAGGGGUCCGUGAAGAUGCCUUUUGCUCCACCACCAAGGUGGAAGUUGACAGCAAAAAGAAAUUGAAUGGUGGAACAGCAAAGAGAAGAGGAAGAAAACGCAAAAUCCCAGAUGAAAUUUUGGCUUUUCAGACCAAGAAGAGGAAGUGUAUUGUUGACACAUGUAGAGAUGGUAAAGAAAGAGUAAAAAUUGACCCCCAGGAACUCAGAGACAGAAAAACUGGGGCUGUGAAAAAGUAUCGGAACAUUAUGCCCAAGCCUGUCAUUGUCAUGCAAGCAGUGGCUCCCCUAGCUUCCCCUGCACCUGUUCUACAGACCAAAUCCCCCGGCUGCUCAGACCGAGACGUUUUGUCAAAUAGUUCACUUUCAAAUAAGUAUCUCGGCUCUAAGCAGAAUGAUAGUGCUUCUACUAAACCAGGUACCGUAUGCAAGAAUGGCUUUUCUGCCAUAAAAAAGCCUUGGCACAGAUGCCACAUCUGCAACCACCACUUUCAGUUUAAACACCAUCUUCAGGAUCAUAUGAACACUCAUACAAACAGACGGCCCUACAGUUGCCGGAUCUGUCGCAAAGCAUAUGUGCAUUCUGGAAGUCUCAGCACCCACAUGAAGCUUCAUCACAGUGAGAGUCGUCUCAAGAAGCUCAUGUGUUGUGAAUUUUGUGCAAAAGUGUUUGGUCACAUUAGGGUCUACUUUGGCCAUUUGAAAGAAGUACAUCGGGUUGUGAUCAACACUGAACCCUCCAUCAAUGAACUGCUGCAGGGCAAAGGGCCAAAGAAUCGAGGAGCAGAAGAAUCAGUGGAAAGAGAAAACAAGUCCAUCCUCGAGGAGACCCUCCUUCCAGGAGCAGCCAGUGAGGUCAAGUUGGACAUCAGGUGUGGCCGCUGUCAGGUCACCGCUCAGUCUUUUUCUGAGAUGAAAUUCCAUUUGUUGUAUGUGCACGGAGAGGACUUCCCAGGGAAAUUGAAGGAAGGGACCUUCCCAGGCAGCAAGGGCGCUCCGGACGAGGUGGUGAAGCGGGCGGCCCACUUCUGGAAGCAGCACAGCGAGAGGAGGGGCCUGGGGAGGAGGGACACCUUGGAGGAGGAGGUGUACGCCUUCCCCAUCCAGCUCAAAAGGGAAAUCUUCCUCCUCCAUCAGAAAAACCUAGACGUAUUAACAAAGAGCGAGGAGGCUGCGCUGGGAACCAGCGAACCAGGGAAGGCUCUGCCAAGCCCGGACGGCGCCACGCCGUACAAGAUUCAGGUCUGGUCUAACUUGGGAUUUAACUGUCUUCUUUGUAAGCAGACGCUGGAACGGAAAGAAGAACUCUUCCUUCAUUGGGAGCAGCAGCACAACUGCGAAGACCCUUCGGUACUUUGGGCUCUUUUAAGUGCAUUAUCUUCACAGGGAGUAAUUGAACUUUCUAAUGAGGCUGAAAAAUGAAAUACCUGGGCGGGGAAACAGGACAGGAAAUUUUGCUCUACCCUUCCCCACAGAGUUUAAUGCUGUACUUGUUUCUCUUAAUUACACAUUUGGGCCAUGCAAAAAAAAAUUUUUUUCAUGAAUAAAGGCAAACUUUAUACAAUUUGUUUUCUUAUGAACUACACAAGAAACUCAGCACAGAAUUUCUGGAUUUGAAUGAGAAUUUGUUGUAAAAUGUCACUAAUUAGCUGAAAAAAACAUUGACUCCUUUUCAAAAUAAAUAGAAAGACUAGAAUGUGGAUACAAAAAUCAAGAUUAUAAGAUCUGCUUAAAAUAUACUGUGCAGGAUGAACAUUAUACAUUAAUACCAUUUUUGUGUACUAGAACACAAAUGCCUUCUAUUGAUACAACAUUGACAAAUCUGAUAACUUCUUAGACUGAAAACUUAAUUUUGGUCUCAAAAGUAGUACCAAGUUUUAUGGUAAUGAAUGUUGAUAUAUAUUAAAUCCUUGGGCUUUAUUUGAA
Molecule: messenger RNA, 3117 nt
Organism: Antechinus flavipes (yellow-footed antechinus)
Lineage: Eukaryota; Metazoa; Chordata; Mammalia; Dasyuromorphia; Dasyuridae
Gene: ZNF438
Product: zinc finger protein 438
Exons: 4
Coding region: 121-2613 (830 amino acids)
Biological process (GO): regulation of transcription by RNA polymerase II
Cellular component (GO): nucleus
Molecular function (GO): sequence-specific DNA binding; DNA-binding transcription factor activity, RNA polymerase II-specific
Source: RefSeq, a predicted model, not a curated record